AUGGAAUCUAUUCAGGUCCAGAAAAAGAUUUUGGAGCAAAUGUCUUUUUCGAUUGAUGGACAUAUUAUUGAACUUCGAGUUCCAUGUAAUCGUAUUUUUAUUUCCCGGGUUCCUGACGAGACACGCCCAAGUGAAUUAGUACAAUUUGUUGAAACCGAAAUCAAAAAAUUUGAACCGAGAGGAUAUUGUGUUGAUGCUUAUUUUCCACAUCCAUUUUGUCAAUUUGCCUUUUGCACAGUUGGUGGCGCUAAAGUUUCUGCUAGGCUUGCUAUUAAAGCAGACUUCUUUUUCAAAGGUUCUUCAGUAGGAAUCAGUACUUGUUGUGAUGGUUCUGAAUUGGAUGCUGAUCGUUUAUUGGAGCAAAAAAUUAAAGAUUUGGUUGACCAAAAUGAUUAUGCACGUAUUCGUUCUCUUCAAAGUAUUUCUACCGAAGACAAUGUUUUUGAAAUGUGCAAAAAAGUGGCAUUGGAAACAAAUAAAGAAAAUGAUCAGUCAACAAAUAGGAAAAGAAUUCGCCUUGAUAAUGAUCGGGAGAAAGAAAGAACAGAAGAAUUAAGCGAUUUAAGUAUUGUUGAGGAGGAUGUAGGUAGGAAAAUAAAUGUUUUUUUAUUCAAAUAG
Meloidogyne enterolobii is the source of this 618-nucleotide messenger RNA. Lineage: Eukaryota; Metazoa; Nematoda; Chromadorea; Rhabditida; Meloidogynidae. The record is from the annotation of a GenBank genome assembly.